This is a messenger RNA of Closterium sp. Yama58-4, 396 nucleotides long. Lineage: Eukaryota; Viridiplantae; Streptophyta; Zygnematophyceae; Desmidiales; Closteriaceae. The record is from the annotation of a GenBank genome assembly.
AUGCGAGGCGACGAUCAGCUGUCGCAUUGGUUGGUGGAAGUCGUGAGGGCCGGGGGAGCGUCCGCUUCGAGUGGCAAGAGCGGGCGCGGGGGGGCGAGAGGAGGUAUUAAGGAUGGCGCGGGCGAGGCGGCGGGGCUCGCGGUGGCAGUAGAGGAGGCGAAGAACGAGCGGUCGGGUCGCGUUCUCCUCAUUCUCGUGCACGUCGUCGCGGCCUGCGACACGCGAGGUCCCUCGUCCCACGGCGCGGAGUCACCGAGGGAGGCAGCAGGGCAGGGGCAAGAGCUGGCGGCGGUGGGGGCGGACACGGAGGAGGCGCUCAAGUGGGCACUGCUCAAGCCGCUGCAAGUGGCCGUGCAGCAGCAGCAGGUACGCGCGUGCGCUUCACGGCGGUCGUAG